Molecule: messenger RNA, 2697 nt
Organism: Drosophila hydei
Lineage: Eukaryota; Metazoa; Arthropoda; Insecta; Diptera; Drosophilidae
Exons: 4
Coding region: 229-2169 (646 amino acids)
Biological process (GO): monocarboxylic acid transport; transmembrane transport
Molecular function (GO): monocarboxylic acid transmembrane transporter activity
Source: RefSeq, a predicted model, not a curated record
GCGCGAAAAUAUUAAAAGAAAACAAGAGAACGAAGCAGGCGCAAAGAAAAAUAAUAUUCAUAAUUCUUUAGAUACGUCGAUGCACUACCAUAUAGACGAAGGACGGACAACAACAACAGCAACUGCACACCUGAUACACCCUAAAGCAGUGAAAAGAACAUAAAAGAAAGACGAAACACUAAACAACAACAACAAAGACAAGAAAUCAGCCAAGCAACAACAACAACAAUGACAACAAAACCACCAAGAAAAGUAGCACCCGAUGGCGGCUGGGGUUGGGUUGCCUGCUUCGGCGUCAGUUUGGUCAAUUUGGCAACUCGCUCGAUUGAGCCGUCGUUUGGCCUGCUGUUUGGAGACACGUUGCGAGAUCUCAAUGUGGGCACCACGGGCGCAGCCGUUAUCAUCAGCACGAUGGACGUCUGCAUGAACUUCUCGGGCCUGUUUGUUGGGCCGCUGCUGAAGGAGUUCUCCUACCGCAAGGUGGCCAUUGCCGGCUCCAUUCUGUGUGGCCUAGGCCUGGCGCUGACCUCGCCGGCAUCGACAAUGGCUCACAUACUUAGCACUUACAGUGUCAUCAAUGGCAUUGGCGUCGGGCUGUCCACGUCGGCGGCAUUUGUGGCCCUCAAUCAUUACUUCAAGCAUAAGCGCGGCCAGGCGGUGGGUCUCUCCAUGGCCGGAACGGCGAUGGGCAUGCUGAUCAUGCCGCAAUUGGUGCGUAUCCUGCUGGAAGCUUAUGGUUUUCGCGGUGCGGUCCUAUUGCUGGCGGGCGUAGCACUCAAUGCAACGGUCGGCUCGGUGCUGCUGCAGCCCAUCAAAUGGCACAUGAAGGAGGAGUUUGACGACGAGGAACUGAUGUGCAUCUCGGCGCUGCCAACGCCGCAGCCUCAACUGACUAGCACUGGCGCAGCUGCCAAUCCGGCGCCCACUUUCAAUGUGAUCAAAGAGGAUGGCAACGAGGAGGAUGCGCUGCCAGAGCUGAACACGCUGCUCUUCAACAAGCACAAUCAUAACCAGCACAGCCAUCCAUCGAUGCGCAAGAACUACUCGGAAAUGGCCAUGAACACAAUGAACGGCUCCAGGCUGGGCCUGACCAAGCGGCCGACCUUUCCGCGCAUCAUGUCCCUGGCCGGUGUGCAGUCCGCGGAUGUGGGCAGCGGCAGCGGCGGUUAUCCCUCACAGGCGGAGAUCAAUACGACGCAGUUGCGCUGUCGCAAGGCGUCCGUCACCUCGAAUCUGUCUUACAUGGACUUCACCGGCUCCAUACUCCAAGUCCAUUUGAAUACCGGCGACGAUGAGUUCGAGCGGAAUGAUCUUGAGCUGCGACGCGUCGGCACCGCCACGGGCAGCAUUAUGGGCGGACAUCGUGACAGCUUCAUCAAAAUGAAACCCACCGAACUGGAAAAGCAAACCGAACUGGCCGACGAGGAGGCCAAGAAGAAUGUUAAGAAGCCGGGCUUCUGGCGUCGCUUCGCCGAUCUGCUCGACAUUGCCAUGCUCAAGGACAAGAUGUUUCUCAAUCUGCUCUUCGGUCUCUCCAUCUUCUACGUGGCCGAGAUGAACUUCAAGAUGGUGACGCCCUUCUUCUUUGCCAACCUGGGCUACUCCAAAGCGGAUGUGGCCUACUGUCUAUCGAUCACAGCCAUCACGGACAUUGCCGCACGUAUUGUAUUGCCGCCCAUCUUUGACAGAACCACGAUCAAGAAACGCACCAUCUUUCUGGUCUCCAUCAUAUUUGUUGCCAUCACGCGCUCCAUUAUGGCUGAGCAAACGGACUGGACACAGCUCAUGGUCUGGCUAUCCAUAUGCGGCUUUUUCCGUGGCUCAGCGCUGAGCAACUUCACGCUGACCGUCUCCGAGUAUUGUUCGCUGGAAAAGCUGCCCUCGGCCUUUGGCUGGCAUCUGGUGGGCAAGGCGCUGUUUGUGAUCAGCUUUGGACCACUGAUUGGUCUCAUCCGGGAUGUUUCCGAUAGCUAUCCGAUUUGCAUACAUGCGCAGAGCGUUUGCAUCAUGAUCUGCGCUGUGGCCUGGGGCAUUGAGUAUCUGGUGGAGUUUAUCCAAUCGCGUCGUCGCACUGCCGAUGCGGCCAACUUGCCCACACAGGAGGGAGCAGCUGGAGCGGCUGGAACAGCGUCAGCGACAGCGCCAACCGGCCAGGAUGUCAAGCUGUAAUAUGAAGGCCAAAGAUCAAGAGAGAAUUAACAGAAAUGCAUAAUAUGAAAACUCAUAAAAUGCAAACUACUUAAUACUUAAUUAAUACAUAGAUACUUAAUGAAAGUAUGUCUUUUGUGGUCUAUUUGCAGCGAAAGUCAGGCAGCUGACUUCGCCAAUUAUCAAGAGAACAACUUCAUUCGCAAAUAGCCCAAAAAAAAAUAAUAAUAAUAUUAUAGCAAUUGCACUGUGUAACCCUCUCCCUUAAUUGUAUUAAACUCUCAUUUGCCAGUCUUAUAUAUAUAUAUAAAUAUAUAAAUAUAUAUAUGUAAAGUUCGUUCCACUUAAGAUCUGUUAAUGGAACGACCUUUAAUAUCAUUCAUACCUAUUAGUUUAUUAUUUUAUCGACUUUUUUUUGUUUACUUAUUGUAUGAACUUGUAUGUGAUAGUUCAAAGAUAGUUUGUAAGUUAGAUCGUAAAGCAAGCAUAUUUUACAAUGUACACAAGAAUAUAACUGUACCAUGAAUAUGAUCAAAAGGCAUUAAAAAA